Messenger RNA from Dermacentor albipictus, 441 nucleotides. RefSeq names its product globin-like. The record is from RefSeq and is a predicted model, not a curated record. NCBI's taxonomy places the organism in Eukaryota, Metazoa, Arthropoda, Arachnida, Ixodida, Ixodidae. Gene Ontology annotation, molecular function: heme binding; oxygen binding.
AUGCUACUCUUCAUGUGCAUGUUCACAAAACACCCCGACUACCUGAAGCUGUUCAAGCAAUUCAGGGGCCGCGACCUGCGCUCGCUGCCUACCGACCCCAAGUUCCGGGCUCACGCGAGCGCUGUAGGCCACCAGCUGUCUGCGAUGAUCGAGUGCCUGCACGACCCCGAUGUACUGAUCGUGCUGAUCCAGAAGAAUGCGCUCAGCCAUGCGACGAGGAAUGUGAAGCCGGCGAACUUCGAGGGACUUUUUGAGGCCGUCAUUGAGGAGAUGGCCGCGAGCGAGAAGUCGCUCAUGAAAACAGCUCCCGUCACUGCCUGGGAGAAGCUCUUCGACGUGAGAAACGAGGCGUCGGUUCUGAUGCAGAAGAAAGAUGGUGCAGAAACCGUCGAAAACACUGUCAACGUGUCAAUAUUACGUCAAGCUAAAGUGAUAGGCUAG